AUCAAGUCAAAUACAUUAUUUCAGAAAAUCUGACAUACCUUCAAUUCCUUCUCCUGGACAAGCUUAUGGAUAUGAAGAAAACAGUGAGGGAAUUCUCUGCAAACAGCCACCACCACACAAAGAUAUACAGCCUACUCCCGCUUUCAACAAAGCUGAAUCCUAUGCAACUCAGAAAUACAAAGGGAUACAUUUUGGAAGACUAACUGCACAACGAAGUUAUAUAAAUAUAAAAGAAGGUCCAGGACCAGGUCAAUAUGAUCUAAGAAAAAAUAAUAAAGUUCAUUAUGAAAAUGUCAAUAUGAAACAAGAAGAAAAGUCAAAACAAGGCUCUUUUAUCCCACGGCAUAUUGAAGCAGUUGUACUACAAGAAAAAAAAAAGGAUAUUCCUGGUCCUGGAAGUUAUGAAAUAAAGAGUCUGUUUGAAAAGAUGCCUGGUACUAAAAACACUCCAUUUCUUUCACAAGCUCAGAGAUUCUCACCAUUUAAAUCAAUCACACCAGCGCCAGGCUCUUACAAUGACCCUCGUACAGCUUUUGAACAUCUGACCAAGAUAUCAAGUGUGAAGAGAAGUCCUUUUGGGCAAACUGCAGUUCGUUUUGUACCAGAUUUCAGAAGGUCAAUUACACCAGGCCACAUCAUUGCGUUUACAUCACACCUGAUGUGUUCGCUUCUGAGACACAGAUGAUAAAAUGUUUUUGCCUGCC
Molecule: messenger RNA, 704 nt
Organism: Polypterus senegalus (gray bichir)
Lineage: Eukaryota; Metazoa; Chordata; Cladistia; Polypteriformes; Polypteridae
Gene: stpg2
Product: sperm-tail PG-rich repeat containing 2
Exons: 6
Coding region: 299-685 (128 amino acids)
Source: RefSeq, a predicted model, not a curated record